AUGUGGAAAACAAUAAACAAUCUGUUAGGACGCUCAAAUUGUCCAAUACCAACUUAUGCAGAGAGUAACGGUGAAAUUUACACAAAACCUAAAGAUAUUGCCAAUCAUUUCGCAAAGUUCUUUAAUGAAAAAAUAAAGAAAUAUAGAUUUGAGAUGUCCAACCCGAUAGAUACGGAGUAUGUAACUAAAUCAAUUACCGAAAUAAUGACUGGAAAAAACUGUCGGUUUGAGUUCUCAUCUUUAAGUCUUUUAGAAGUUCACAGCUGCCUUGCUAAGCUUCCAGAUACUAAAGUGACAGGCGUAGACGGCAUUGAUAAUUUUUUACUUCGAAUUGCGUCGAAUAUCAUUGCGGAACCUAUUAGAUACAUUUUUAACUGUUCAUAUGCGAAGUCAAUAUUUCCUGAUCAAUGGAAAGUAGCUAAACUACACCCGAUUCCCAAAGAUAAGAAACAGCCUUUUGAAGAUAUAAAUAGUCGACCCAUCAGUCUUCUAAAUGUAUUAAGUAAACUGCACGAAAAAUUUGCGCAUAAACAAAUCUGUCACUAUGUCUCCGAACAUAACUUAAUGCUCAAGAAUCAACAUGCAAAUAGAAUCAAUCAUAGCACUGAAUCAGCACUUUUACAUCUGACUGACAGUUGCCUUGACAACAUGGAGAAUGGUAUGCUUACUGGUGCUGCUUUGUUGGACUUUUCAGCUGCUUUCGACCUGAUUGAUCAUAAUUUGCUGCUUCUGAAAUUGAAAUGUUAUAACUUUUCAGAUAAUGCGAUUAACUGGAUCAAGUCGUAUUUAAGUGAGAGAACCUCAACCGUAUAUAUCAAUGGUGCUUUUUCUAAUCCGAUCGAGAUGACUUGUGGGGUGCCACAGGGUAGUUGUCUUGGCCCACUGCUCUUCAGUUUGUUUGUUAAUGAUUUACCAACAGUCUUAACUACAGCUGAUAUCACCUUGUACGCCGAUGAUAGCACUCCGUUCCACUCUGGACAUAACGCCAGACUCAUAUCAGAUAAACUUCAACUUGACUUAUCUAAAGUUGAAUUAUGGGUCUCGAAGAAUCGUCUUGUUCUUAAUGCUGAUAAAACAAAUAGUAUCCUUAUUGGAAGUCGGCAGAAGAUUAAAUCAGCUCCAUCGCUUAACUUAUCCAUUAAAGAUAAAAUCAAUGAACAACUUCCAUGUGUAAAACGCCUUGGCGUCCAGGUUGACGAGAACUUAAGUUGGAAGCAGCAUUGUGAAGAUCUACUUAAAGAUUGUUCCAAAGCUCUUGGCUUACUGUUCAAGUUCAGCAGAUAUAUUCCAUCAAAAGUUUUAAAGAUUAUCGCUGAGGCACUCAUACUGUCGAAAUUGAACUAUUGUUGUACGGUUUGGGGAUCUGCGCAAAAUCAAGAGUCGAUUAAUAAUUUACAAAAACUUCAGAACAAGGCCGCCAGAUUGAUCCUAGGAUAUAAGGUUGAUGAAAUAUCUAGGGAAAAUCUCCAUGAUGAAAUAGGUUGGUUAACAGUGAGACAAAGGAUUCAUGUCAGAACCUUAAUGGUAUUGCAUAAUGUACUUUAUUCUGGUGAACCAAAUGCAAUUUACGUGAAUUUUAAACCAUUUGAAAUUACUCAUGAACACAAUACUAGAUUUUCGUCGAGGUGUCGAAGUGAUAAUAUGUUGUUAGAGAAACCUAUGUUAAAAAAGAAAACCUUUUUAGCUCGGGCUUUUAGGACCAGAGCUAUCCGUCUAUGGAACAAUUUAGACUAUACUAUAAAAAUCAUAUCUUCCAAAUCCAUGUUUAAGUCUGCUGUUCUUAAACAGCUAGACUGGUUCAUAUAA
This is a messenger RNA of Paramuricea clavata, 1806 nucleotides long. The record is from the annotation of a GenBank genome assembly. Lineage: Eukaryota; Metazoa; Cnidaria; Anthozoa; Malacalcyonacea; Plexauridae.